CAUUCUCACUUUUUCUUUCGGUCUUUUACAGGACUAGACACACAUUCGUUUUCUUAACGAGGGGAAGCAACCAAAGGACAAACAGCAGAGAGGAAAAAUGCUUUUUUACAUAUUUACCUAUCAAAAUUUUAGGGGCUUUUUUGGAUGUUGAGUUUCCCUCACUUUUGUUCUUUGUGUUAUAAUAUUAGUCUCUUUCUCUCUCUCAAACAUUUUCUAGAGAGAGAGAGAUAGAAAGAGUGAGAGAGAGAGAGAGAGAGAUAGAAAGAAAGAUAGAGGGGAAUCAGACAAACAAAAAGUGUAAUAAUUCUGUGUCAUAAUUUUGAGUUUUAUUUGGUCAAGAACUAUACUAUUUGGAUAUGACAAUUUUAUUUUUCUAAUUUAGUUUUUUUAGACGUGUACCUGGAUAACUUUACAUGACAAGACCUUCCUAUAGGCAUGUUUCUGCUAUCACACAGGUGGAAAUUGUUCAUCUAUAAGAUUGAUACCAUUCACUGAGAAAUUUGAUUUGAUUUUCAAUCUGGUCAGACACAUUUCCAAAGAGAAAAACUACUGGACAGUGUUGGACAUGAACUGAUAUGAGGGGAUCAUCCCCAAGCUCGGAACCAUAGAACUAACUGACACACUGACAGACAACGAGGCAUAACCGUGGAAACGGGCAGACUGCCGCCCAAGGACACUCACUGACCCACGGAGACGGACAGACAGACAGUCUGAUGCCAACUGUCUCCGCUGUCAAUCUCACGGCACAACUCCUCCUGCUGUUGCUAUGGGCAACCCACCCGACCAUGGCAACCAACUGGCUCUCCCUGGCGAGGAUGCCGCGCUCGCGGCCCGUGUCGGGUGCUGCCCCCUGUGGGCGGCUGAGGGGACUGUCCGUGGGGCAGGUGGGGGUGUGCAGGGCGCGGGGAGAGGUCAUGGAGUCUGUGCGCAAGGCAGCCGAGAUGGUCAUAGAGGAGUGCCAGCACCAGUUUCGUAAUCGCCGUUGGAACUGCUCCACCACCCCGCGUGGAGUCAACGUGUUCGGUAGAGUCAUGAGCCAAGGCACGCGUGAGGCGGCCUUUGUGCACGCCCUGUCCUCGGCGGCGGUGGCGGUUGCAGUGACGCGAGGCUGCAGCCGGGGGGAGCUAGAGCGGUGUGGCUGCGACAGGAAGGUCAGAGGGGUCAGUCCCGAGGGAUUCCAGUGGUCUGGGUGCAGUGAUAACCUUUCAUAUGGUGUGGCCUUCUCCCAGACCUUCGUGGAUGAGACAGAGCGUGCCAAGGGGAUGUCGGCAGGGAGACCCCUCAUGAAUGUCCAUAACAAUGAGGCUGGACGGAAGGCUAUCCUCCAUAACAUGCAGGUGGAGUGUAAGUGUCAUGGUGUCUCGGGAUCCUGUGAGCUGAGGACCUGCUGGAAAGUCAUGCCCCCAUUUCGGCGCGUCGGCGCGGUGCUGAAGGAACGCUUUGAUGGAGCCACAGAGGUGCGUCUGUCUCGUAUCGGCUCCAGGACAGCCCUGCUGCCCCGGGACCCCCAGGUCAAACCUCCCGCUGCCAGGGACCUGGUGUACCUCGCUGUCUCUCCGGACUUCUGCCGUCUCGACCCCGACAAUGGGAUUCCCGGGACGGCGGGCCGACGCUGUAACGGCACCUCCCGGCUGGCCCCAGAUGGCUGUGAGCUGGUGUGUUGUGGGCCAGGGUACCGGGCAGGCCGGGCCGAGGUGGUGCAGCGCUGCUCCUGUAAGUUCUCCUGGUGCUGCUCGGUCCGCUGCCAGCAGUGCAAGAAUACAGUGAUGAUCCACACCUGCCGAGAGUGAACCCAGUCUAUGCAGAACCCAGAGCACUGAGAAGACACACAAUAACCUUACACCUGUCCAGACACUCUAGAACACAGCCCAGACACUCCAGAACACUACCCAGACACUCCAGAACACUACCCAGACACAACACAGUCCAGACACUCUAGAACACAACAGUACCCAGACACUCUAGAACACAACACUACCCAGACAUUCUGGAACACUACAACGACCAGACCAGUGGAGGCUGCUGAGGGGAGGACGGCUCAUAACGGCUGGAACGAAGUAAAUGGAAUGGCAUGUGUUUGAUACUAUUCCACUAAUUCCGCUCCAGCCAUUACCACGAGCCCGUCUUCCCCAAUUAAGGUGCCAGCAACCUCCUGUGGACCAGACACUCUAGAACCAGGGUUCCCAACCUAGGAGGCGCCAAUGUUUCUUUGGGGGAGGGGGGGCAGGACCUUCCUUGACUUGAGGGGUAUAUUUUUUUUUAUUGUUUAUACCUAUCUAAAACAAUGCAUAAAUCUGUGAAGCUUUAGGCUAGAAACAAGCGGUAAAAUGCCCGAGGAAGAUGCGACUCUGGGAAUAUCAUUGGUUUGUCUCCAUGACAUUCAGAAUCUGAGCUACGACCUAAAGUCAAGGAGUCAAAGAAAUUGGACUUUGCUUGGGAAGUAAUCUUAUACAAUGUGUGACUCUGUCGCUAUCAAUUGAUCUAUUCACUUUCUGUAAAAUAUAAUAUGUAGAAUUAAAUUGAGGUUGAUAUACAUUUUAAUAAAACAUAUUUGGUAGCGGAAUAACAUUGUGGGAAAUCGGGUCAAGGCUUUAUUUUCCUUAUGCAUUAUUAUUAUAAUCAUUAAAUAGCCCACCUAAAAUCCUAGGUCCCUGAAAUUAAACAAAGUUAAAUUUUUCAAAUGUGAGAAGUGGGGCCCUGGGGGAAAGGUUGGGAACCCCUGCUGUAGAGCCCUGUACAGACAUUGUAGAACAACACUUUGAUGACAUGUUCUACAAACUGACCUGAUAUACACUUUAAGACUCUGGCAAGAACCGUGUGGAUAGUAUAAGCCAGUGCAAUCUGAGAGUGAGGACCUACGCAUGACAGAAACCUCUGCAAGGGAAGGCAGAAAGGGUGGAAUGACCUCUCCCAUUACCUCUAAUGCCAGAAAGUAGAGAGAUAUACUAACAAGCAUGGAGAAAGGAAACUCACUGCACAGAGCAAUAUUAACACUCCCAUGGAACAUAUUACACUCAUGAUGUACUCUUUCAACCUAAAAGGAACUAUAAUGCAGCAUUGCAAGCCAGCGUCCAACACUGUGUAGGUGAUUGUCUAGAUCACAAUGGCACACAGCCUACAGCGAGCACACACACAUAAUUAACUUAAACUGACAAAGCGUUUAAAGCCGAAAUUAACCACAACUAACAGGGAAAUUAUUACAGCCCUUUUCUUAAAUGCGUUUGACUUCAGUAUAGUAGGUAGUUGCAAUCUUUAUACAUUUGCUGUAUUUAUGAGUCUUUUGAUUUCAGUGUAGUAGGUAGCUGCAGUCUUUAUACAUUUACUGUAUUUAUGAGUCUUUUGCCACUAUGUAUUCUGUCUUUUAUUUAUUUGUACAUCAAUCAUCCUGUGGCCCCUCCUCCUACCACUCAGAUUCCACCAGUAAGAAUACCUGUCCUCUCCCCCUAGUCCGUCUGCAUCCAUGUUGCUUUAGUCCAACGCUGCUGUGAAACAAUUGUGAUGCAUGUUGCUACAGUGUUCUGCACAGUAGACUUGGUCAAAUAAACUUGUUUUGACUACA
Molecule: messenger RNA, 3559 nt
Organism: Salmo salar (Atlantic salmon)
Lineage: Eukaryota; Metazoa; Chordata; Actinopteri; Salmoniformes; Salmonidae
Source: RefSeq, a predicted model, not a curated record